Prorocentrum cordatum is the source of this 351-nucleotide messenger RNA. The record is from the annotation of a GenBank genome assembly. Lineage: Eukaryota; Dinophyceae; Prorocentrales; Prorocentraceae.
AUGCUGGAGGUCUGCCUCUCCGACUUCACCAAGGGCCUUGCCGAGAUCACCGCCGCGGAAGACGCCGCGCAGUCCGAAUACGAGGUCACGACCCAGGACAACAAGGAGGCGAAGGUCGCGAAGGAGCAGUCUGUCAAGUACGAAACCAAGGAGGCCGCGGAGCUGGACAAGGCCAUCUCGGAAGCCACGGCGGACCGCGCGACCACGCAGUCCGAGUUGGAAGCCGUGCUGGAGUACUUCGAGAAGCUCCAGGGCAUGUGCGUCGCCAAGCCCGAGACGUACGAGCAGCGCGCCGAGCGCCGCUCUGCUGAGAUUGCGGGAUUAAAGAAGGCCCUGGAGAUCCUCUCGUGA